GCCUGCCGAGGCCCCCGAAGGAGGGAGGGAGGGGGAGCCCCGAGCCCCAGGUAUUGCAGCAGUGGAUUUUUGUUCUAGUUCUCUAUACUGCACAAGAGCCAAGUCUCUAAUGCGCUCUUCUGGGCGGUCUGUUCUUCUGAUCCAGUUUGCCUGGCAUUGUGUCCUGAUGGAGGCAGACAAACAGGAGGUACCUGUAUCUCAAAGAGUCUGCAUCUACACUAUAGACCUCAAGGCUCCUUUGCUGCCCAGCUUUCUUUUGGAAAAGAGCUGGGUGGUGACAGCAGAGGAAGAGUGAAUGCUCGCCCCUCAAGUGAAAAGUUGAGAUAAGCUCAAAGCCAUGACUCUCUAAUAGAGAUCAGUCAUGAGAUGGAUAGUCGAUGACAAAAAACUACUGUGCGGGGCUUCUCAGCACAGCACCAGCCAGCUGUUGACAAUGUGUAAGCAUUGUCAGCUCUUGUGUAGUACCAAAAUCAGGGGCUCUACCUCUUGCCAGCUUUUCACUUGGCAGGAGAAAUGUAAAGAAUUGGAAGCUUCUAGGAAGAUCUAAUUUUGAGUGCCAUAUGACUUAUAUGACUGCCAUAGCUAAGCUGUGAAGCCAGAUGCAACCCAAAUUGCCAAGUUGAAAGAGUGCCUGUGCAUACCGUGUAUACACAUACACAUACAUAUGUGCAACUACAGAGACUGGGAGUUACAUAUUUUAGAAGGAUUUAGCAACUGAUAAAAAUCAAUUCAAGCACUAGAUGGAGCAUCCUGACAGCACGAGGACCAAAAGCCCAUGCGAUACCUUCUGCUAGUAGUGGUCACCUCUCUGUAUGGUCUACAGCAUUUGAAAAAAAAAUUGCAAGAAGGAACAGAAGACAACACACCCACUGCACAGCAGAAUAGACAUAAAUACCUCUAUGGAAAAAAAAAUUAUGAAACUGUCUGUAAGAGACUGAUACUGUCGUUCCCAGAGAAGGAAUAAUGUUCAAGUUCCUGGUGCAUUUCAGUUGGAUUUAAUGUGGUUGCUAAUUAAGCAGUGAUAAAUAAUUGAGUGUGAGGUGUUGACUCAUAGAAAGUGCUUUGUGAAGUGGUGGGACAGAUCCAGGGGUUGAAUUCCAGAGACUUUGUCAUCUUAUAUUGAGUUUUGCACUUGAAUUUGCUAUUUUUUCUUCUUCUCUGCCCUCUUAUUUUGAUUUUGUUCUUUGUUAAUAUGUUACAAAUGCUGAUAAAUAUUUGAUAAUAAAUGUUACACAGAGCAUUGGAAUACUUUUAAAAACUACAUUCUACCGCUGCAAAUGUGUUGGUUAGAACUAUGAAUCUCUGCUCUAGAAAAGCAUCAAUAAGGAAGGGGCAUUUUGACCAAGCAAAGAACACAUCACAGAAGACUCUAAAAGGAAGGGGAAGUUGGAUUUUUUUGUAUGUGAAUGGCCUUGCUUUUUUUUAGUUUGUGUUUCCCCCUCCUGUCUUGAAUCCUACAGGACCUGCAAAUAAUUGCUUACUGGAUGUGCUUUUAGUUCUGGCACUUGUUUUUACAAGAGAAUGAAAAGUGAGUCUGGUGAUUCUCUUCUCACAGCAAAAAGGGAAAGGACAAAAACAUAGAACAACCCAAUGUUUGGGAGAAAACUUUUUGGUUCACCUGAGGUGAAUGUAUCUGCUUUAAAAGCUUAAAAGCAUCAGAGCAUUUUAAAAACAACAACAACUGCUAAAUGAAAAGGGACUUCCCUUCUCAUGCCUGCAUGUGGCAGCAGGUCGUGAGGAGGCAGGCAAGACAGUGUGAUAAACAGAGACUCCAAUGGAAGCUGCCAAGGAAAUGGGAUUGCCUUUGGAUUGCAAAGGUGCUCAGGUUGAACCGUGAACAGUGGAGUUCAGAAAGGGCUUUUCCGUCUGGCCUGGCACAUUGUUAACUGCACAAAACUUUGGUUUGUGGUCUCACAUGGUCUGUGUGCCUUCCCCCUCCCCUCCUUAUGCAAUCUAUUUCAGCUUUAGCAGCAGAAAUUUGGUCUGUUGGGGAAGAUAUGCCUGAGGAUGGCUUUGGGAAAAGAUUGAAUGAAUGUCCUGUAUGUAUACCUAUGAAAAUCAAACUGGAGAAAAUCUUUUUAAAGCCUUAAGUUACUUGAAACCUACACAUCUGCAAACUUUUGUCUCUGGAACUGCAUAAUGCUAUACUGGAAAUCUCAGGCUGUAUGAUGAUUAUAUCCAGUUGAGCAAAAAGGCGGCUUGCCGCUUCUUUGAACGCCUCUUCUGCAGUAGCUGUUUCUCCAAAGGAUAAGUGUGUCCUCACUUUUACGACUCCAAAUCAAAAUGAACCCAAUUUGUUUUGGUUUUUUUAAGCAUUGCAUUUUCUUAGCCAACUGUCAUCAUCUUUUAUAGAGAAAUUUUUCACUAUGCAUUUGGUGGAUAUUUAUAAAAACUAAUCUUUUCUUCUUCUUUUACCCUCUCGUAUUCUGAUCUGUCUAAAAUUUUGGUCGUAUCAACAAAACAAAAGAUUUACAUUUUCUGCACUAGACAUAGUACUUUCUUAUGUCAAAAGGGAAAAAUAGAGCAAAGCAUGUAUGCAGCUGUGGAACAUGGGCCUGUUCUCUGCAGCGAUUCCAACAUCCUCUGCCUCUCUUGGAAAGGCAGGGUUCCUAAAAGUGAAAAGGAGAAGCCUGUAUGCCGGAGACGAUAUUAUGAGGAAGGAUGGCUGGCAACUGGCAAUGGCCGGGGAGUCGUUGGCGUUACUUUCACUUCCAGCCACUGUAGAAGAGACAGGAAUACACCACAGAGAAUCAAUUUUAAUUUAAGGGGCCACAACAGUGAGGAAAAGGCAGAGAACUUCCGAAUGGAAGAAAGGAUGGUGGUGCUUGUAAGAUGGAAUGAACCAUUUCAGAAGCUAGCAACCUGCGAUGCAGAUGGUGGAAUAUUUGUUUGGAUUCAGUAUGAAGGGAGAUGGUCUGUGGAACUUGUGAAUGAUCGUGGGGCACAGGUGAGCGACUUUACGUGGAGCCAUGAUGGAACACAAGCACUUAUCUCCUAUAGAGAUGGGUUUGUGCUAGUUGGAUCAGUCAGUGGACAGAGACAUUGGUCUUCAGAGAUUAACUUGGAGAGUCAGAUCACCUGUGGCAUAUGGACUCCUGAUGAUCAACAGGUCCUGUUUGGUACUGCAGAUGGGCAAGUGAUCGUUAUGGAUUGCCAUGGCCGAAUGCUAGCACAUGUUCUCCUUCAUGAAUCUGAUGGCAUUCUUAGUAUGUCCUGGAACUAUCCAAGCUUCUUGGUAGAAGACAGCAGUGAGAGUGACACCGAUUCAGAUGAUUAUUCUCCACCACAAGAUGGCCCAGCUUCAUAUCCUGUCCUGGUUCAGAACACCAAACCACUGCUCACUGUCAGUUUCACAUCAGGAGACAUUAGCUUAAUGAACAAUUAUGACGACUUGUCACCUACCAUCAUCCGCUCAGGGUUGAAAGAUGUAGUUGCUCAAUGGUGCACUCAAGGAGACUUAUUGGCUGUAGCAGGAAUGGAAAAACUCAGCCAACUAGCUGAACUUAGUGGAGCUUCUUUUCUAAAAAGUGCAUUCGUCAAGUUCUACAAUAUUCAUGGAGAACAUAUCUACACUCUGGAGACACCUGUGCAGCGCCCUAUUAUCUCCAUCUGCUGGGGUCACAGGGACUCUCGUCUGUUGAUGGCUUCUGGUCCUGCCCUGUAUGUUGUCAGAGUGGAACACAGAGUGUCCAGCUUACAGCUCCUAUGCCAACAGACCAUAGCUAGCUCCUUGCGGGAUGAUAAAGAUAUCAGCAAAUUGAUCCUGCCUCCCCGCCUGUGCUCAUACCUCACCACUGCCUUUACACCAACGAUCAAGCCUCCUAUCCCAGACCCUAAUAACAUGAGAGAUUUUGUUAGCUACCCAACAUCCGGCAAUGAAAGGCUUCACUGUACAAUGAAGAGGACAGAAGAUGAUCCAGAGGUUGGAGGGCCUUGCUAUACAUUGUACUUGGAAUACUUGGGAGGUCUGGUGCCUAUCUUGAAAGGACGGAGGAUUAGCAAACUGCGACCUGAGUUUGUCAUUAUGGAUCCUAAAACAGAUGGAAAAGCAGAUGAAAUCUAUGGAAACAGUUUGAUUUCCACUGUGAUUGACAGCUGCAACUGCUCUGAUUCCAGUGAUAUUGAACUGAGUGAUGACUGGGCUGCCAAAAAGUCUCCCAAAAUCACUCGAGCUAGCAAAUCACCCAAACUUCCCAGAAUUAAUAUAGAAGCUCGUAAAUCUCCCAAAUUAUCACGAGCUGCUCAGGAGAUAUCAAGAUCUCCUCGGCUCCCCAUCAGAAAGCCCUCCAUAGGUUCACCAAGUCUAACUCGCCGGGAAUUUCCUUUGGAAGAUAUCACUCAGCACAACUACCUUGCUCAGGUCACAUCAAACAUCUGGGGAACCAAAUUCAAAAUUGUAGGUUUGGCUGCUUUCCUUCCAACCAAUCUUGGGGCAGUUAUCUAUAAAACCAGCUUGCUGCAUCUCCAGCCCAGGCAAAUGACAAUAUAUCUUCCAGAAGUACGUAAGAUUUCCAUGGACUAUAUAAACCUGCCUGUUUUCAACCCAAAUGUUUUUAGUGAAGAUGAAGAUGAUUUGCCAGUGACUGGAGCAUCUGGAGUUCCUGAGAACAACCCACCAUGCACCGUAAACAUCCCAAUUGCUCCUAUUCACAGUUCAGCACAAGCAAUGUCCCCGACUCAGAGCAUAGGGCUGGUCCAGUCUUUGUUGGCCAAUCAGAAUGUACAAUUGGAUGUCCUUGCAAACCAGACAACAGCUGUGGCGGCACCAGACCACAUGAAUGAUAAUGGAAUACACUACCCAAUCCCAAGCAGGUACUCCAACCCAGGCCAGGUGAUCUUUGGAGGAGUAGAAAUGGGGCGCAUCAUCCAGACACCACCUCAGUUACCCCUGCCUCCUCAGGGUGCAAUCCAGAUGACCAUGAUGGAACACAGAGAUGGGGACAGAGAUCAUGAACACCUACAGAAGGCAAAAACAUUGCGUCCAGUUCCACAGGUGGCUGAAGGAGAAGUGCCUGUCUUCAGCACUGCUCAAGAAAUCCAGAUGAACAAAAUGAACCCCCCUCCCCCAUACCCAGGCACCAUACCAGCAGCUCCUACUACAGCACCACCACCUCCUCCUGUACCUCAACAACCUCCGGUAGACCUCUGCUUGAAAAAAGGAGACUUCCCGCUUUAUCCAGCAGGACAUUAUCAGACCCCUCUAGGCUAUGAGAGAAUAACCACUUUUGACAGUAGUGGGAAUGUUGAGGAGGUGUGUCGGCCUCGGACGCGCAUGUUGUGUUCCCAGAACACUUACACUCUGCCAGGACCUGGCAGCUCUGCUACUCUAAGGAUUACUUCGUCAGAGAAGAAGAUUCAGCAACCUUGUACCAGUGCUACCUUGAAUAGGCUUACGGUUCCACGCUACUCCAUUCCCACUGGGGAUCCACCUCCUUACCCAGAGAUUGCUGCCCAGCUGUCUCAAGGCCGUGGCAUCACGCAGAGGCUAGAUAACAGCAUCAUCCAUGCCACUCUGCGGAGGAAUAGCAGGGAGGCAGCACUGAAAAUGGCUCAAAUGGUUGACAACCAGAGAGCCACCUUGCAGCUCCCACCCAAACUAAAGAGCAAUGUUGUGGCCGCCCAGUACCAACAGAGGGUGCCAACAGCACUAUACACCUGCAGUCAGUGCAGCAGCAAUGGCAACAGCAAUGGCGGGAGCAGUGGCAGUGCUGCUAAUAUUGGGAAUGGGAACAUCACCAGUGUCAACAGUAACAACAACACAUCUGGCAUUGGCAACACAAGGCCAGAUGUAACAACAGGGAACAGCUCUCAACACAGCUCUGUCAUUGCACAUUCAGUCAGUACUUCACCUUUGGCUUCCCAGUCCUCAUACAGUUUAUUGGGUCCACCAGAUAACUCUCGUGAACGGACAGAUUAUGUGAACUCUGCCUUCAUGGAGGAUGAGGCUCUUUCUCAGCACUGCCCUAUAGAGAAAUCAAUACGUCAUAUUCCGGUAGCCAUGGCAGAGCCUACCAUUGGUGUGAAAAGACCACCUCCCUAUCAGUGGGAACCUAUGGUGAGUGAGGAGAUAUGGGUUCCUCAAGAAAGGACAGCACAUACUUUGCCUCAUCCUGUUAAACCCACCCCUUUAGUUAUUGGCCAAACUCAACAUCUGGAUAUCUCACGGGCACCAUUUGUUUCUCCCAAGUCUCCAACCAGUCCCACUGCCACUUUCCAGAUGAAUUAUGGGGUUGGAGCACCCUACCCAGGGACCUAUGGUAUCCCUCCUCCCCCACCCCCACCUCUUCAGGGAAUGCAGGUGCCCUGUUCUCCCAAAGAAAGUCUGGCCCCUCCUCAAAUUGCACAACAGGAGCCAACAGUUGUGCUUCAGCCAGGUUAUCCCUCCAACCUCUCCUAUUGUCCUUUGCCUCCCAUGUACCCUGGAAACAGCACUUGCUCGAGUUUACAGCUGCCACCGAUGGCCUUGCACCCAUGGAAUCCCUACAGCACAUGCCCACCUGCUGCGCAGAGUGCCCAAAGCACUCUCCCCCCCAAGGCCCUGCUGGUCGUGGAGAAACCAGUUAUGUCUCCACCCCCAGCAGAUCCUCCGGGUCAUGUGGGCUCAGAUGCAAUGGCGGAGACAGCAGACAACUUCCAGGAAGUACUCUCAUUGACAGAGAGCCCCAUCCCUCAACGGACAGACAAAUUUGGGAAGAAGAACCGGAAGCGCUUGGAUAGCCGUGCAGAUGAGGGAAAUAUGCAGGCUAUCACAGAGGGGAAAGUCAAAAAGGAGGCCAGGACAACACUGACUGACUUCAACUCGCUGAUAUCCAGCCCUAGGCUGGGCAGGGAGAAGAAGAAAGUCAAAAGUCAGAAGGACCAGCUGAAGUCAAAAAAACUGAACAAGAUGAAUGAAUUUCAGGACAGCUCAGAAAGUGAGCCUGAACUAUUUAUUAGUGGGGAUGAACUGAUGAAUCAGAGCCAGGGCAGUAAAAAGGGGUGGAAAACGAAAAGGAACUUGAGGACAGCCAGUGAGCUUGAUGAAUUUAAAUGCCGAAAAGCAAAUGAAAAAGAAGAUGGACGACUGGGCAGCCAGGGCUUUGUGUAUGUGAUGGCUAACAAGCAGCCCUUGUGGAAUGAGGCAACACAAGUCUAUCAGCUGGACUUUGGAGGGAGAGUGACCCAAGAAUCAGCAAAAAACUUCCAGAUUGAGCUGGAAGGGAGACAGGUCAUGCAGUUUGGGAGGAUUGAUGGCAACGCUUACAUUUUGGACUUUCAGUAUCCAUUUUCUGCGGUGCAAGCCUUUGCAGUAGCUCUGGCUAAUGUGACUCAACGCCUCAAAUGAAAAAAAAAGAAAGAAAAGAAGACCAGAAAGAGUGGGGGGGGGGAACGUAACAAAUCUUUCUCAUAAGGGCCAUCACAGGAAGUGGCCUGGGAGAAGCAUGCAAAGGAAUCUGGAAGUGAAGAAGGAAGUGCAACUGGAAAAAAAAAGUCUCCAAAUGCCCUAAGAAGGGCUUCAGCUUCGAACAUUAAUGGGGAUAGGGUGGGGCUCUUUUGGUUUGGGAUUUGUUUUCUUUGACUCAACAUCGUGCUGGUUUUUCAGGGCAAGCAAAAGAUGGGAGCUAUUCUGUGUUCUGUUGGGAAAUGUAGCUUUUGGCUUGUUGUGAUGGUUUUUCUGUGUUUGCCGCAAAAAGUAGCUAAUGUAAGCCGAGAGAAGGAUUUUAAAAGACUGCCCUUCUUUUUUUCUUUCUUUCAUUAUUUUAUAGAUUGCCUUAUAUCAUGCUGUUCCUUUUAAAGUAAGGAACAUAACCCCCCCACACCACUUUGUACUUCAAUAGCAAAUGGCAAAGAAAGACAAAAGCUAUAAUAUACUUGAAGAUAUAUGUUUAUUCUCUAAUAAUGGAGCACUGUAGGUGCCAUGGAGAUUUUUUUGGAAGUCCUUACCUAGUUUCUAAAAAUAUCAUUUGCAGGUGAAAAAAAACAAAGCAAGGUAUUUGCCUUUGGGGUUGUUUGAAAAAGGACACUGUGUUAAAGAUUUUUUUCCCUUUCUUUUCCUUUCCUUUGUUCUGUGACCUGGGUUAUGAGUCUGUACCAGCCACUGGCAAAUUGGGCAGGGGAGAGAGGCAAUGAUGAGGUGCACAUAUUGUUUUAAAAUACUUAUACAGUACUGAUUUUGGUUCAUAUGUGUGGAAUGAAAGGUUGUGACCAGAACUAAGUAAAGUUAUUUGUUUGGACUAUAGCUCCCAGAACCUUGGGGGAUUUGGGUCGUUGUGGUCCAAAUAAUAACUUUUCCAAGUAAAAAACAUGCAGGGGUAGCUGUGUUGGCCAUUUAACAAA
This is a messenger RNA of Sceloporus undulatus (fence lizard), 8316 nucleotides long. It is a transcript of the gene TULP4, whose product is annotated as TUB like protein 4. Bases 2531 to 7324 code for a protein of 1597 amino acids. Gene Ontology annotation, molecular function: protein binding. Lineage: Eukaryota; Metazoa; Chordata; Lepidosauria; Squamata; Phrynosomatidae. The transcript is spliced from 19 exons. The record is from RefSeq and is a predicted model, not a curated record.